Molecule: messenger RNA, 3501 nt
Organism: Suillus paluster
Lineage: Eukaryota; Fungi; Basidiomycota; Agaricomycetes; Boletales; Suillaceae
Exons: 5
Coding region: 51-3386 (1111 amino acids)
Biological process (GO): proteasome-mediated ubiquitin-dependent protein catabolic process; protein linear polyubiquitination
Cellular component (GO): ubiquitin ligase complex
Molecular function (GO): zinc ion binding; RNA binding; ubiquitin binding
Source: RefSeq, a predicted model, not a curated record
CUCUUGGCCAGGAGGAUACGCCAAGUUCGUCAAGUUCAGGCGAGGAGGAAAUGUGCAGGAAUUGGUUCUUUGGUGUCUGUGACAAUGAAUGCCACUACGCCCAUAGAAUAAUACCCAGCAAUCGCACCUGCCACCUUUGGCUUUAUAGGAAAAAUUGUACGCGGCAGCAGUGUCCUUUCGCGCACGGGCGUCAGAGUUACAACCGUCCCGUAAGGAAUCAACCACCUGUUCGCGACAGCGACACUCAACACGACAUGCCUAGAGACUCAACCCCACUUGCAUCUUCUGGCACGUCCCGUAGUGCUGAGUCCAUUGCGCCAGUACCUUUGGCAAUGAAAGCCUGCGAUGCACGAGGGCCUUCUCGGGUGGCAUCAAAUAAUGGUUUAUCAGAAUGCACGCGUAAGCUCGAUGGUCCCCGACUUAAAGAAGUUUGUCGUAAUUGGUUGGAUGGUCGGUGCAAGAAUGCUCCGUGCCAUCGCCUGCACGAACGUCCAACCGAUGAUGUGAGUUCCGAUGGUCCCCGACCUAAAGAAGUUUGUCGUAAUUGGUUGGAUGGUCGGUGCAAGAAUGCUCCGUGCCCUCACCUGCACGAACGUCCAGCCGAUGAUAACGCGUCGAAAACGAAUUCUCCGUCGUCCUCAUCGAGCUCGUCAUGUCCGGUUGUCCAAAACACCCAUGUCAAUGACCCACCAGCGCCUCGCAGCCCUCACCCUACACAGAAGACGGUUAUUAGCAACUCUGUUUCACGGAACCCGCCGCCCGGCCUGCCGUCUCCCAUGUUGAAAACGAAUGUUUCGUCAUCAUCCAGCUCUAUUGUCCGAAACACGCAUGUCGAUCGCACACCAGCACCUCGCAAUCCCCAACCUGCACAGAAGACGGUUAUCAGCAACUCUGUUUCACGGAACCCGCCGCCCGGCCUACCGUCUCCCGCGUUGAAAACGAAUGCUCCGACAUCAUCUAGCUCGUCAACUGUGAUUGUCCGAAACAUGCAUGUUGGUGGCGCACUAGCAUCCCGCGAUCCCCACCCUGCACAGAAGACGGUUAUUAGCAACUCUGUUUCACGGAACCCGCCUCCCGGCCUACCGUCUCCCAUGGUGAAAGCGAAUGCUCCGUCAUCUUCCGGCUCGUCACCUGCGAUUGUCCGAAACACGCAUGUCGAUCGCGCAUCAGCGCCCCGUAACCCCAACCCUGCACAAAAGACAGUUACCAGUAACUCUGUUUCACGGAAUCCGCCGCCCGGCAUACCAUCUCCUCCCACACGUCGAAACGACGAUUUUGUCAUACCAGUGACAAUUUCCGAUCAUAUCAUAGUCAAACUACGGAACGGUUUCGAAGUACAGGACGUGACUACGGGAUUCGAAACUCGGUGGGUACACAUUGGAGACGUGUCGCCGUCCACCAAGGAACCCCAAAUUCGCUCCCUUUUGGAGUCCUUCGGCCAAGUGGAUGAGCUAUUUAUUUCGGACGGAAAGGAUGGCAAGCGCUCGGCCAUCAAAGCGCAAUUUUCUACUGCAGCGCAAGCCAUGAAGGCUUCGAUGGAUCUUCAAGGACGGCAAUUCCAGGGCAGGAGACUUACCGCGAAGCUGACUUUGAACACUACCGCCCGCGGUACCACAGUCCUCAGGGAUACCACAGUCCGCAUUACCUGGACUGCGCCCCAGCGGGUAGGGUAUGCAGGGUAUGCGACCCUUGAUGAGGCCAAAGUCGCGAUUGCAACCGCCACUGGAUUUGUGAUGAAGGACAACGUUCUCACAGCGGCCUUGUACGAAGGCCUACCUGCAGUUGGUGCCUACAGCGUCAUGUUUUCUCACCUUCCUUCCGAUGCAGAGAGAAAGGAUUUGGAGCAGUUCGGAAAUGCAGAGUCCAUCGUGUUCGAACGUCCCAAUUAUCAAUCACCCGACAAUGCUCGCCAAACAGUAGUUCGCAUGCUCCGCUCAUGCGGGAAUCUCUCCAACCUUGAUCUAGCUCUUCCUAUCUGGAAGGGUACGGUGCUCGCUUGGGCGACCUUCGAGUCCCACGCGGAUGCCAGCAACGCCAGGGAUUAUCUGGAUGGCCAAUAUCCUCGUGCGAUGGGAGGAAAAAUUUACAUAUCAGCUCGUCAUGUGCAGUCUCUCAACUUUACGUUGCCGUUGAGCCAGUUUAAGAUGCUAGAAGGAGACAUCACUCGCCUUCGGUGGUCGUGGCGCACAAGGUUCCACCAUGACGUGACCAUUGCUGACCGCCUCCCGUCGCCUGAUGGCCCUGUCUACAUCAGGAUCUCUGCCGAAAACUUAAGCAAUCUUGGGAUUGCCAAAGCAGAAUUCGAACAACUUCAACAUGGUGAAGUCGUAACUCUCCAGAAGAAACCCAUAUGGGACAGAUUCUUUGCUCACCCAGCCGGCCAGUCGUUCCUCCGUGAGUUAGAGAGUCGAUAUCCCGGAAUUGUACUACGAACUCGGAUGGGGAAAAUCUUGCUUUUGGGCCCAAUCGGACAGCGUCAACUUGCUCGACGGGAUAUUAUGACGCGGUUCGAAGAGUUGCAGGCGCGACACAGGUGGCCCAUCCCUCUAUCAGGCAAGAUGGUGGGUCCAUUUGUUGGCGCAGACCUCUUGACCCUGCAGAAAUCCCUCGGUCCUGAGAAUUGCUACGUGCAACAGCUCUCGAAUCAGCGCGUUCUUGUCGUACGAGGCAACGAACAGGCUUAUCGCAUCGCCUGUGAGGCGGUAGAGAAGGUACAAAGCCGCUACACGAAUAGCUCCACGCCAUCUCCACAAUCUGUCUGUCCCGUUUGCUUCACUGAAGCAUCAGUCCCGACCCUUCUCAACUGCGGACAUAGUUGGUGUACAUCUUGCCUCGAGGGAUAUCUCAUGUCCGCAGUUGAAAAUAAAACAUUCCCUCUCACCUGCCUUGGCGAUGACGCAUCCUGCACCGAACGCAUCUCACUCCUCCACGCCAAAAAGAUCCUUUCUGGUGAUGAUUUCGCCGCCCUGUGUGAGGCAUCAUUCUGGUCGCACGUCCACGUGCGGACGGACGAGUUCCAUCACUGCCCAACUCCGGACUGCGCACAGGUAUAUCGUGCCACUCCUGCCAGCGCAAUCCUCCAGUGUCCAUCUUGUUUGGUUCGCAUCUGUUCCGGUUGUCAUGCGGAGGCUCAUGAUGGGCUCACCUGUGAAGAGCGGGACGUAGCAGAGGACAAGCUGUUCCAUGAAUGGACAGCCACUCAUGAUGUCAAGAACUGCCCUGGCUGCAAGACUCCUAUAGAACGCAGCGAAGGUUGCAACCACAUGACCUGCACUAGGUGUCAAACGCACAUCUGCUGGGAAUGUCUCGCAACAUUCCCUAAGGGAGACGGUAUUUACGACCACAUGCGACACAAACAUGGUGGAAUUGGGCUAGACUUUCUGUGAUACCCCUUCGCUGACAUAGUUUGCUUUUUCGAUAUUAUUAUGCCUGUUCUUUUCGGCUUGAUUUCGUGUGUCUAGUUGUAUCCCUGUAGCGUUUCGUCUCAUUCCGUCCGUGGCA